AUGGAACAAUCUAGUGAAAACUCAAGAGCGAGUUGGAAAAAUAUGGACGUAGUAAAAACGUUUUUAGAAAGUUGUAUUCAAGAGAUAUCCUUAAACGGGAGACUUGGAAGUAGUUUGAAGGCAGAUUCAUGGAACAAGGUUAAACUAGUUUUGGAGACUACUCAUGGCUUUAGCGUCACACAAAAGCAGAUGAAGAAUCAUUAUGACUAUCUAAAAGAAAAGUAUCAAGCUUGGUUGUCAAUAACUAAAAAGACUGGCAAUAUUUAUGACCCAGUAACCAAUACCAUUCUAAUGUAUAAUAGUGAGUGGGAUGAAUACAUAAAGGCUCAUCCAAAAGCAAAGGCAUUGAAGACUUCACCUCUACCCUUCCCUGAUCUUUGUACUAAACUUUUUGAGGGUUCUACAACAACAGGAAUUCAUGGUUGGAGUCCAAGUUGUACAUAUCCUCGUCCUGUUGUCUCUUCUGUAUCUACUACUAUAGAUAUAGAUACACUUGAUAGCGUCGAAGAUCUAGUUGGUAACAAAAAUGAUGGAGCUCCUACUAAUUAUCCAUCUCAGUCUUCAGUUCCAAGUGAAAGGAAACCUUUGGGAAAGAAAAAGAAGUCUUCAUCGUCUCAAUUGGAAAUUGAUGAGAAGAUGAGUAAUGCAUUAGAUAUAUUGAUUAAAAAUAAUAACGGACCUGACAUUGGGGAAUGUAUGGAAAAAUUAGAUGCACUUGGAUGGGAAGAACCAUUAUACAGUGCAACUAUUAGCAUACUUUGUGAAGGUGACAGCUACAGGAAAGCGUGGAUGAAAAUUCCAGAGGACGACAAGUUAAAGAGUCAUAAUGAGCGUUUUGUGGUUAUCAAGAGAAGAUUUCAACAUUCUUCGCAAACGGUUCACAAAUAUUUUCACGAGGUUCUUGAAGCAAUGAUGAAAUUUGCCAAAGAGGAGAUAUCGUCGACAACAUCCGAUUCAAAUUUGCAUAUUCCUAGUUCUCAUAAAAAGCUACGAAAAGUUUUUAAGGGAGCAAUAGGUGCACUCGACGGGACAUUAGUACAUGCAGUUAUUCCAGCUAAUCAACAAAUUGUUUACAGAGGAAGAGGAAAGGGCAAAUGUUAUCAGAAUGUUUUAGCUAUAUGUGAUUGUAACAUGGUCUUCACUUAUGUUUAUGCUGGAUGGGAAGGGGUAGCACAUGAUGCACGUGUUCUAACAGAGAUCGCAUCUAAUCCAAAUAAUGGCUUUCCAUUUCCUCCUCCUAACAAAUAUUAUUUAUGUGAUGCGGCAUAUCCCAACACUCGAGGGUUUUUAGCGCCAUAUCGUAAUAUUCGAUAUUGGUUAGGAGAUUAUCAUCGUAGACGGGCCAUAAAUAAAGAGGAAAAGUUUAACCACGCUCAUGCCCAACUCAGAAAUGUUAUUGAACGUGCUUAUAGAGUUUUAAAAGCAAGGUUCCCAAUAUUGGACAAGAUGGCUCCAUAUUCUAUUGAUGUCCAAAGAGAUAUUGUUAUUGCAUGUUUUGCAGUUCAUAAUUUUAUCAGGAAAGAGCAUCUAAAUGAUGACUUGUUUAAUCAAUAUGAUUUACCUCAAGUAAUAUUUGAGGAAGAAGGAGAACUCGAACAAGAAUUGGAUGAAACAAGUGGACCUAGUUGGACAGCUGAAGAUUCGCAAUUUAUGAACAAUAUGCGUGAAGAACUUGCACUUUAG
Messenger RNA from Nicotiana tabacum (common tobacco), 1683 nucleotides. Lineage: Eukaryota; Viridiplantae; Streptophyta; Magnoliopsida; Solanales; Solanaceae. The record is from RefSeq and is a predicted model, not a curated record.